GCAUGUCACGUGACUGAAAACUAUGAAUUGCUGUUCAAAACGUUGAUUCAAUAUUGGUGUAAGAUCGCCAAACACUACUGGAUCUUCGUUUCUCUGCCAAAGAUCUAGUAAGGUUUGAUCAUGGCGGAUAUAAAACUUUGCCCCCGCUCCUAUCGGGAAUACCUGCUUGCCUUUGCCGCUCUGAGGCUUCACAUCUCCGGCGUAGGCCUAAGCGCUACCGCCGCCGGGGAAAACGCAGCGGUCAGCUGGUGAGGUUGAAAGCCUGUUUAGCGUCUUCUUCCUGGGCUGAGUACCAAGCGGUGCCUCGGCUCCUCAUUCCUCUGCGAUUGCUGGACCCUGUCGACGCCUGGCUCUGAUGAGCUUGUUUGUAAUGUUCUCUAAAGAUGGCUGGAUGAACAUCAUGUAUGAUGGGCUGGAUGCUGUGGGAGUGGACCAACAGCCUGUUUUGAAUCACAACGAAUGGAUGCUGUUCUACUUUAUCACCUUCAUGAUUAUAAGCUUCUUUCUGCUCGACAUGUUUAUUAGUGUAAUGGUGGAGACCUUCCACCAGUGUCAGCAGAAUCAAAAAAGUAGCGAUGGAGAGUUACUUGAAGAGGGAGGAAAAGUCCAGUGCAACAAUCCUGCAGCUACAGAUUCUCCGGGUAGCAGCAGCAACUCGGACCACUUCAUGUCUGUCGUUAUUAUCAGCAAUGUUGUGAUGAUGGGUCUCCAACAUUACAAUCAACCUCCGUAUAUAGGGAGGAUUACAGAGUAUUACUUCUGUUUGGUCACCUUCAUCAUGUUUAUUGAAGUCAUGAAGAACCUUGUGCAGUUGGGCAUAAGGGAGUUCAUAAAAAUGAGUUGGAAUCUACUGGACGUUGCUGUACUCAUGGUUUCCAUCGUCAGCAUUGUUUUGCACCAGAUAAAUAUGGCAGACAUAGUUCCCAUUAAUCCCAGCAUCCUGGGAGUAUGCAGAAUACUCAGAGUAGUACCAGUCCUGAAGGUCAGAAAGAUACGAAUUCUGCUAAAAACCAUCAUAAAGACUCUUUCACAGGUUGGGAAUAUUUGUGUGAUCUUCAUGUUGUCAUUUUAUAUAUACGCUGCGGUGGGAGUGGAGCUCUAUGGCAAGCUACAAUGCAGUGAUGACCACCCGUGCCUGGGUUUACAUGAUGAAGCCAACUUCAGACAUUUUGGGGUGGCCCUGAUCACACUGUACGCCAUAUGCACCGGAGACAACUGGAACGUGAUUAUGAAAGACACACUAAGAGAAUGUCAUCCUGAUGAGCACGGCUGUAUGAGAUACCUUUCCUGGGUCUCUCCGUUGUACCUCAUCAGUUUCGUGGUUAUGGCUCAGUUUGUGCUGGUGAACCUGGUGGUCGCAUCGAUCAUGCAAGCGCUGGAGGACACCAAAGAGGAGGAAGGCCGGCUGUCUCCAGGGGAGAGCGAAAGACCAAGCUCCAGCCACGUCAACGCAGAAUAAAUUGCAGAAUGUUUUUAUCAAUAGUUAUUUAAUAGUUAUUUUAAGUAGAGAUAUUAUCUGUUUAAAUAAACUGUUUAUAUUAGAUUUAAUGUCACACGUUUGUUUAGAUGGCAAUUGCUUUAAUUAUAGUAUUUUAUUAGUGUUUUUUAAAUUGCAGAAUGUUUUCAUCAAUAGUUUGUUAUUUUAAGUAGAUAUUAUCUGUGUAAAUAAACUGUUUAUAUUUUAUUUAUUGCCACACGUUUGUUUAGAUGGCAAUUGCUUUAAUGAUAGUAUUUUAUUAGUGUUUUUUAAAUUGCAGAAUGUUUUCAUCAAUAGUUUGUUAUUUUAAGUAGAUAUUAUCUGUGUAAAUAAACUGUUUAUAUUUUUCAUUUUUUGCCACACGUUGUUUAGAUGGCAGUUGCUUUUAUUGCUUUAUUUUCAUGUUUACGUUCAAUAAACUUUGUAUAGAUGUUGUUUCCUUUGUAUAAAUUUCUGAAAUUAUUUUUUGAAUAAAUGUAUCCAACUUUACACCCCAA
This is a messenger RNA of Micropterus salmoides (largemouth bass), 1974 nucleotides long. Its product is annotated as voltage-dependent T-type calcium channel subunit alpha-1I-like. Gene Ontology annotation, molecular function: low voltage-gated calcium channel activity; voltage-gated sodium channel activity. Bases 356 to 1459 code for a protein of 367 amino acids. The record is from RefSeq and is a predicted model, not a curated record. The transcript is spliced from 11 exons. Lineage: Eukaryota; Metazoa; Chordata; Actinopteri; Centrarchiformes; Centrarchidae. Gene Ontology annotation, cellular component: neuron projection; plasma membrane; voltage-gated sodium channel complex. Gene Ontology annotation, biological process: membrane depolarization during action potential; neuronal action potential; positive regulation of calcium ion-dependent exocytosis.